This is a messenger RNA of Mytilus californianus (California mussel), 465 nucleotides long. RefSeq lists its product as uncharacterized. The annotation marks the transcript as partial. The transcript is spliced from 3 exons. NCBI's taxonomy places the organism in Eukaryota, Metazoa, Mollusca, Bivalvia, Mytilida, Mytilidae. The record is from RefSeq and is a predicted model, not a curated record.
AUGGCAAAAGCUUUUAUUGAACAGGCUAUCCUCAAUCUUAUGUAUUUAGUUGUUAACUCUUACAUGUGUUUUACAGGAAAUUCUCAACAGUCAGUACAGACCACUCUACACUAUUCCUGGGAUUGUGCCCAACAAGUUCACUUUCCUCACCAUGCUCAGCAAGUGGGACCCAUUUAUUUCAAAACACCAAGAAAAUGUAAUGUGUUUGGAGUCUGCUCAGAAGGAUCUGGAAAACAAAGUUUCUAUUUGAUUGAUGAAGCUGAAAGUAUUGGCAAAGGAGCACACUCUGUUGUUAGUAUGGUGCAUCACUAUUUCAACAAAUUUGGUCAUGGAGAGACUGAUGCUAAAAUCCAUUUUGACAACUGCACUGGUCAGAACAAGAAUAAUGUUGUAUUAUGGUAUGCAUUAUGGAGAGUAAUGACAGGAUUACACAAAAGCAUAGAAUACUCAAUGAUGAUUACAGGA